Messenger RNA from Arvicanthis niloticus (Nile rat), 2017 nucleotides. Lineage: Eukaryota; Metazoa; Chordata; Mammalia; Rodentia; Muridae. The record is from RefSeq and is a predicted model, not a curated record.
AUGGAGUCCAAAGGAAGCAGGCGAGGUACCCUUUACCCUCAAAGACAGGGAACGAGAGCUACCAUUUUGCCCCAUGGGGCUGCUGAACCACCAUUACUUCCUACAAAGGAUGAGACAGUGGGGAUACAUGAAGAUUUCUCUUACAGAGGUUUAUUGAGCAGGAAAAAGGCCAUACAUGACUUCCGGGUGAGGUGGCCAGAACUCCUCCUGGACCAGAAGAAAAGUGAGGACCUUCCCCCAAUUGAGCAAUGUUUCCCUGAGGUGUGCCGCGUUCCCAGCUCCUGCUCCUCAAUGGUCAGUGUCACCAACACAGACAUGGACAGCAUGCCCAGUGAGCCCCUGGAUUCUAUAGAAGGAUUUGCCUUUGCUGCUGACUCCCAAGCCCCUCCUUUACAGUCUCCACACAUGAUCAUUCUCAACACCUAUCUGAAGCCAGAGUCUCUGACUCGGCUGGAGAAGAAGGUGAGGAAGAAGACCCUGGAGGCCAUGGCUGAGGUGGAGCAGGAGAUGGAAGCGGCUAAGAGGCGACGGUCAGUACUCGUAAAGGGCAUCAAGGACAUGCAGAAGGAAAUGCUGUUUGAGAAAGCAGACAGCAAGCCAUUCCUUGAGUACCUGCAGCAGAAGAACGAGGAGAAACGGAGGAAGUAUGACUCCCUGUGGGAAGACUACACCCGACAGUGUGAGGGGAUCAAGGACAGGAGGCGAGAGCUGGUCUCUACCUUCACCUCACGCACAGCAGACCUCCAGAGGCAGCUGAUGCGAGGCAAGAAGCUUGAGGCCAGGUUGAAGAAGAAGCUGAAGGCCCUGGAGCCCAUGGCACAGGUAAGGGAAAGCCAGCGACAAACGAUCCAGGCCUUAGAGUUGGAGGAAGCCAGCAUAGACGCUGACAUCUCCUUUGUGGACCGAGAGGCACACUUUCAGUUCCUGAAGGAAAAGGCCUCCUUGGAGAAGCAAAUGGAGGAUCUGAACCUGCUGGAGUCUGGAGAGGAAAUCACCAGGGAGCUGAAGAAGAAGGCCAAGGCCUUGGAUGCUGUGGCCAAGCGAGCUCACAAGGACUUCUGGGAGGGUAUUAAAGCUGAGAAUAGCCAGCUGCGAACACAGCUCCAGCAGCUGGAUCAGGAACUCUGCAAGCUGGAGGCUGGAAAGGAGAAGCUGGAACGGCGAAAACAGCGGUGGAAAGAGCAGCAGUGGUACCUGGAGGCUCUGACCCGGGGGAGGGAACGCCUGCAGCAGCAGGAGCACCUCCGGCAGCAGCAGGAGCACCACCACCCCAAACCACAGACAGCUCCUCAACCAGCACUGGGCCGUCUAUUAAGUGCCAGGCCGAAAGUCAAUCCUAAGUAAUGGCUGCCGUGUCCCAGGAAGCAGACUGGAGCGGAAGCUGGGGCACUACACAGAGAAUGACGAUGCUAUCUGAUAAUGCAGAGGACAGAAGCAGCAGGGGACAGAGGGCUGAGCUUCUCAGAGGGGCAGAGGGGUCCUGGGCUGGCCUGUCUCCCAGGCGUGGCUCCCACACAGCACCCCAAGGGCUAUCCUAACCGGAAGCUCCAGAGCACGGGAGAGCUUUGCUCUUCAGAAGCCACACCUUCCAUGCUCCCUGUUGCAAUGUAGACCUUGGUGCUCAAUCCCUGCUCUAGUGUGGCCUUCACGACGACAGGGUGCAUUCUGUAAGGGGCACCUUGCACACAGUCAGCCCAUCUCACAGUAGGAGCAUCGGUGUCUUAGGUGGGUGUGGGGUGGCAUUUGGGGAACUGGGUUCUUUGCGUUUGUGUCUGGCUGAGGCUGGAUUGUUUGCAGAGCUGUGGGUCGUGAUGCCGGGCAUUUGGGCCAUGUGCUCCAUGUGACAAAAUACAGCCAGCUCUCUGAGUCCUGGGCGUGGCUCCAGGCAAAAAGCCUCAGCCUUACAUUGUAGAAUUUUACCUUUUACUUAUCUAUAGCAUGAACUCAUUCAAAACUGUGCUAAAAAUGAAUUGUUGAAUGUACCUUUGGCUUAGAGUUAACUUACAUGUGAAAUGUU